AUGCCAAAAACAGGUCCUUUUACCAAAGCUAAUGAAUUUAAAGGUAUGAGUUUUGUUUUAAGCUGUUUGCAGUUAAGUUCUGAAAACGGAAUCGAAUAUAAUCCCAUAUGGGUUUCAUGAAUUGGGUAACUAACUAAACGUCGUUCGUUCACUAUGACCUGUAGAGGGGCUCGGCAAAGUCGUUAUUUUAGCUUCUUUUCUUUAUUUUUCGGAGUUAGUUAACAUCUUUAAAUCACAAAUUGCGAGGCAAAGUAUUUUCGAGAGACUCCCAGCCGCCUAACAACCUUAGCUAACAACUUAUUUUCUUCAGAUAGAGAUAAACUAGAAAUUAAAAAUUCGGAGGGCAUUUGUUAGCUUUACCCAAAUGCAAUCCCUUUUAAUCUUACCAUGUUUAGCCCAUCCAUGACCACUUUAAGAUUUUCCAUAUUCAUGUUUGGUUCUUCUGUAGUUUGAAGAUGUUAUUUCAGUUGAUACAGUGUAUUACUGGUAAUCUGAUAAUGACCAGUUGGUAAAUCUUUAAAUUGACAUAAUUGUAAACUGCAAACAUUGCUAAUUAAACAUGACCAAUUAGCACCUUUAACCUUUCAGGCUUAAACAAAUACAUACUAAAGAUUUAUUGCGUCUGUGGUAAUAAUGAUGAUAUAACCGUGAAACCUUCUCUUGAUAUAGCCAGUUGAAGUACAUCAGCGUCUUACAGUACAUUUGGUGCCAAUGUGGCAGUUUAAUUUAUAAAACGCACAUUAGAGAAACUUUUCGAAUCGAAUGCAAUGUAUUACUUUGACUAGCUUCGAUUCUAGAUGCCAGUUGAAACCGUCAGUAGAGAGAUAUUUUUAAACCUUUAUUCGCAGAUGGAUGAUUUAGUGUUGAUUUUGAGUCGUGGACGAAAUAUUCUGGGUGUGGUGUGUCUGAAACCAAGGUAUUAUACAUUGUUAAUGUGAUUGUCUGAAAACCCAGACACUUCAUCAUGCUACAUUGUUGUAACGAUGUUGUUAAGAGUCUAAACUCGUUACAACCGUGACUUGUUCGGAACAUUGUCAUCACGUUCUAUUUGGUUUUCUAAUGACCCGAUUGUUUAACUCACAAUCUGAAUUGUUGUGAGAAUAUUGUUGGAUGUUAAAUUUGAUAAAAUUUAGUUAAUACGUAAUUUUGUUCUCGAAAUGUUAAAGCAGUUUGCACUCAUUUAAGAGCAGCGUAACCCUGGAUGAUAAACAUGUUCAUUGAUUCUUGUUAGUCUGACGGACAUUUUGUGAUUACUUCUUCCAACAUCACACUCAGAUCUCUCAGCAUUCUCUUAGUUAUCAAAUGUCCUGUGGAGAACUGUGAAUCGUACUCUUAACAUAGGCUUUCAACAAAUAUAAUGAGAUUGUAGAGACACAUUCUUAACGCCGAUUGUUUACCUUCGGCGUGAAUUACAAAUACAAUGAUCUUUAUUUAUAGUGCCAGGUCAAGCGUAGCCCCUUGCAUGGAUUCGGUUAUUGCGCUCAUCAUUUGAAACUUAAAUCUGUUACUUUAGUUGCCAAUAUCAGAUAUAUUACUUGACUUUCAGUUGCGUAUGUCACUGGUGAGCUUCGAAUUCUGACACGCGAGGAAGCUAAGAAAAGAAGGGUGAAAAUAUGACAUUUAUACGAGCCUAAAGAAGAUAAUAAAAUUGAAUUAUCAAUUCAUAUGAAAAUUACAAAAAAUCUUUUGUUGAACCUGAAAAAAAAUUUUUGACUUAAGUUGAAAACAACUUUUUUCAUGAUUCACUUUAGCCUCCAUUUUCACGCAUUGAUAAUUUGAGCUUUUAAGACCGGAGAUUGUUCGUCGGUGAUUUGUUUAUCUGUUAAUGGUAUCACUUCCCUUUUGCCAAGCCCUUUCAGUUUCGGUUUAUUUACUGUACGGCAAAAGUUACAAAACUUCAAGGAGGCUUGACAUAUUUCGGUUUCGCAUAGUGUACACGUGCUUUUUGUUUCUGACCUUCCCCUUGCAAUUGCCUUUAAUUGACAGACGCAAGAUGUUGUUAUAUAGUGCAUAUUUUUGUUUAGCUUGUUUUGUGUGGUACACACACACACACAUUUUGGCGCAGUACUCAAAGCAGCAGAAAUACAUUUUAGACUCAAAUUGUUAGAUGUCCGUAGCAGGUUGUUUGCCUAAACUUGAAUUUUUGGAAUAAAAAUUCAAGAUGGCGGUUGCCUUAAAUGACGUCACAGGUCCUAAGGAGCGCCAUUUCGCCAUAAUAUUAAGACAUUUUGCGGAAUAAUCUGCAUCUUUUGCAUUGCUUACAAAUCACCGGUCAAAUGACAAAGAAUUGCACCACCCUUGAAAUCGAUAGUUUUUGUCACAGAUAAUCACAGAGCGGCUUUAAAUCAUGUUAAAUCAGUGGAGCUUUAGUUUUGGUUGAAUGUGACCUACAAGGUAUUUAGGCACUUGCAGGAACACUAAACGAAUUCAGUUUUAGUAAAGGAUGUAUUCUUAAAGUUUAACUUAAACCUGUUAUGAAAAUGAUAAUUUGCAACAAUAACUCAGGGAUUCCCUUUCAGGCCAUUACGGUCUGGCACUUUCAAAUUUUAAAUUAAUGUUCAGUUAAAUAAAGUAUCUUAAACAAUCCUCUAGAAUAAAAUCCAUUUCAUUGAUAGAUUACAUUGAAAUCUUUUAAAUAAAUGGAAUCUGUUGAAAACUAUAGCUUCCCACGCAGACCUUUUGGCCCUUCGUGCAAUCUCGAUGAUAACCUACGUGGGAGACUAAGUGAAAGAAGUCUCCUUUAGUAAUCACAAUUAUCAAAAGAUCAAAUAUUUGAGAAUUAAACCUUUUUAAUACACGUCCGGUCCAGAGCUUGUUUCAGUCUGAAUCCGGUACUUUACAACAUGACCCGGAAAACUCUGCAUAACUGAAGAUUUAAACUGAGAAUUUAUCAUCUUCUUUAACUCGGGAUAAGUAAGUCUCUAACAUGGAACCAUAUCAAGCAUUUUCUGAUCCAGUUAACACUACCAGACCACGCCUUUUGCUACCGAUACAGUAAUUUGUGCAAAAUAUUAAUGUGGAAUAAUAGCGUGAUUUAUAAUCGAAUCAAUAAGCGUUUUUAGAGAUUAAGGAAAUCCCGAAUGCUCCCGGGCGACAGGAGAAAGCAACUGUCCAAAGAGUUAUCUUUUUUUUUCCCCAAAACUCGAUAUUUAGUUUUCAUAGAUGAUAUCAUAUUUACCGGAUGCGGUUAAAAGGAAUGUUUCGAGAAAGAGAGAACAACCUGGGCAAAAUGAAACAGCAACUGAUCGUCGGUUUUCACCCACUCACGACAGUGUGAUUGGGAUUCUGCGGAGUGAAGUAACAUUCAAUUGGAUUUUGAACAACGAGUGUCAUGUUUUUAUAUCACAGUGAAUUUCAAGGUAUGAUCUAUCUACAGUUUUAAACUGCCCUUAACUUUCUGUAGGUAAAAACUUUCUUACUCUUUGAUAGUCUUAGGAGAGACAGGAAUUGCCUUGUUAAUAAGGUACACUUUUAGUGGUUUCUCUCUCUAGUAACUGUGAUUUCUUGCACAGGCUAAAACGGAAAUAUUUGGAUUUACCUUUGAAAGAUCCAUAACAAAACUUUUGUUAAUGGACAGUAAAGUGUGAAAAUUCAACAAACAUCAGAUAAGUACAGUAAUUUCCUAUGUGUGUAAAUUGGGUGAACCGAUUAAAUUGAGAACUGCGUAAAAUCCACAUGAAAAUAUCAAAACGUUUGACGGCACCGUGUGAAAAUUCCACAAACAGAUAUCUGCAGUAAUUUCUCGUGCGAUUGUGUUUACUAAUCAAUAAUAACAUUUCCCUUCUUAGUCUUAGAUGACCUUGGGUCUCUAACUUGAUGAACUAUACAUUUAGUCUGAAUAAGACAAGAUGUUUCAUUCUGCCAGUUUGUGUACAGCUGUUGUGUAUAAACCGGCCGGAGCCAAAGAUUUGACUACGAGCACGCCGUACCAGUAUAGAACCAUGCACGUAUCAGUAGGAGCGAGGGUUGUUACACUUGGAAUCUUCAGUCAGUUGUAUCCCCAGAUAUCUCAACCUCUUAGCAGUUAAAGAGACGUUAGGAAUAAGAUUCUUGUCAUUAUUAUCUGGGGCUCACGAACCUUGUUUAAAAUUGAUUCACCCUUCUACUAAAUAAAUCUCGCAUACAUGUUGUCCAAUAUAUAAAGAUACUAUUGACUCUCAUACCAAGGAAAGUUGAUGAUCUACAAUUUAAUGUUACUCAUGUGUGUUGUAGUAAAUUCUCUUUCUUGCCGCUUAGUUUCAGUUUCAUUUUAAAAGGAGCACGUACAUGUUACUUCAAAUAAAUUGCGCUUCGUCAUCGUAAUAUCAAUACGUAAAAUAUACUGCCUACAAAAUGCAACCAAAAGUAAGCAAAUGUGUGAAUCGGGUUUGGAAGCAGGCUGCAUACCCUAUACCACCAAUGCGACCAGAAGAAAAAAGGGGUGAGUUUUUAAGAAAUCAUUCUACAACUACUUUGACUUCACAGAAUUACUGAACGAGUUAUUUACCCUCCUUUCUUGAAAAACUUGCAUAUUGCCCUGAGUGAGCGAAUAAUGCAUAACCUAACUGACAAACAAAAUAAUCCUUUAGAAUUUGCAGUUCUGUUCAAGAAUUAAAAAAAUUCAAAUCAACUUCUCAUUAUUAAGAGGGAUAUCUAUCUUAAAAAACUUGUAAAAUAAAUAAUAACUUGUUAGCAUAUUUUCCUGAGUUAAAAUAACUCAUAGCAUGACUCACCAACAAUUUGCCAUUCUGCGAAUCAAAUUUUCGAUCCAGUUCUCAUUGUUUCCCGUGGCGGAUAGAUUUAGUAAACGUUUCCCCGAAAAACUCCUUCUUCUCGUACGGUUCUGAAGAGUGGAAGCUUCCUUUUACCGCUUGUAGCGGAACCCUGAAGGACAGUACAGAGACCUUUUGAACAGCCUACUGCAGUUCAACAGUUUAUUUGCAUAUUAAGUUUGUCAUUUGGGUUGUUUUUGUUCUGAAUUUUGAAAAAAACAUGCACGUUUUUCGAGAACAAUGCAUCAACCUAUAACAGCACUGAGAAUAUAAUACUCUGGGGAUGAACGUCUUCACGCUGUUCAAAACACGCACAGCACCCAUUUUAACAAGUUCAAAAAUUCGAGCACGAAUAUUUUAAACAUCAUGUUAUGCUCAAUUCAAAAUAUCAAAACAUUUACAGUUGUGUAGGACUUUCGUUAAUGGCAUUUUCAAUUUUGAUAUUACAGAAAUUCCCUCAGGUCAAUUCGUUGUGUAUUCGCUCGCUGGGAUAAACAAUGAGUUAACGCGACUCCUGAGCCACCGUCAUCGAGCUUAUACUUUGCUUAUUUGCAAAACGAACAUUAAGGGCCUGUUUACAUGGAGGUGGGGGAGGGGGGGGGGCAGAUAGGUGAGGUACAAUUUGGCGGGUCACCCCACCUAUCAUGUAAACGUGAUCAAGUUAAAAUGACAAAUUAUAUGGACAGGCGGGUUACCUCACCUAACUGGGGUCCCCCAGCUCCAUGUAAACAAGCCCUAAGUUAUAGCGAAGUGGAAAAUUAUUUUAAUAAAUUUUAACACGUAAUGAGAACGUGUUCUGAACACUCUAAAUAGCAAGUGAAAGAAAAGGAUGGUCAAAGAAACGAAUAGACCUCCAGGGGCGUAGCUAGGGGGGUCCUGGGGUUCCCGUGACCCCCCUUGGUAGGCCUUCUUUUGAGCAAACAACCUACAAUAUUCAGGUGGCGAAAACGCCAUGACAAUAUCUUGGCCGUAAAAGCCAUUGUUGAAAAGCCCACUUUUUUAAAAUUUGUUUUUUUGUGAAGUAUUUUCGUCAACGGCUCUUGUCUUUAGUUAAUAUGGGCCUUCAUGCCGCGAUAAUACGACUGAGCCCGCUGAUACACGAGGGAGAGCAGCGGUAUAAACCAUAUAUAGUCGGCGAUCCCCGGAUGGUGAUCUGGUGAGUAGCCUCUGUGACCCCCCCUUUGAAAAAUCCUGGCUACGCCCCUGACCUCUUUAGCUUACAAGUAUGUUUUGUUUUCCCAGGGGAACUUAACCCUUUGUCUUCUCAUAAUUUACGCGCAGAUAUGCAGGCGAAUAAGACUAAAUUUGAAAGGAACAGUUCUCUUGGAGUAUUAUCACACGACCUGUAUUGGGAAAAUAAAACAUACAAGUUAAAGAGGUCUGUUGACCCUUAAGGUUGGUGAGCUGUGACUGGGAUGUUUGCUGUGAUUGAUUCAUAAGAGACACGCGAGCGAACGAUCGAAUGGUUGAGACUUUCGUAAAUAAAAAGAUGGUUUUUUUACCUGGGACAAAUAAGUAGGUACAAAUAUAUCUUCAAAUGACUUAAAAUUGGUACGAGUGCGACGUCGCCGACGGAAUUUCCGAACUCUUGUUGUCUCUUAGAAAUCCCGGUUACCUCUUUGGCCUACUCCCCCUUUGGCUUAUCAACUCCCUGUUGGUCACGAGAAGGCAGAUAGAUAAAAUGUUGAGAGCCAAGAUUGAUUUGAAAAGUACCCGUAUUUUUAGUCCAAAACCUUUCAGUUUCGAAUCCUUAAGAUCAGGGAAAGUGACGACAGCGACUGAAGGUCUUUUAAAAAGUGAAUUCGCGAUUAUUCCGACGUAUUCCACAGCCGACUCACUUUGUCAAAUGAAGACGAACUUUCCUGCCAAGUUGAAUUCCUACGAACCAUAUCCAAUUCAAGUUCUGAGAGAGAGAAAGUUUUGUCUGCGCUUCUGUACGUCCUCCAUAAAGCGUGAACUCUGGGCACUUUACGUCGUGGUCGUGCAGUGACGGCAAGGAAAUGUACAAACAAGCGCAAUGCACAUGCAGAGAUGUUGUUUUGCUUAUUAAAAAUAUUGAGCGUUUUCACUCACGUUGCCAACAGCUACGCCAAUUUGUUACCACAAAAGAAAGCUUUUACUUAAAAGGAAAAAAAGUUCAACUCCCACGACCAAUACUGGUUUGGGACACAAACAUGGCGGAUGUGCGUGGCGGACGUGCGUGCAAAGGCUCUAUUGUUUUUGUUAUUUCAGCGUUGUCAUAGGGCGUUAAGGUCCCUAUAACGGGCUUAUCUCCGGUGUAAUGUUAUUUGUUACUCACAGCUGAAACAAAACAAAGAACACAAAACAUCCUUAACAAUGGACCUAACCCUGACAAUUCUUAUAGUCCAUAAAACAAAGAAAACGAAUAACUUUCGAGUGAAAUAGGUAUCCUCAAUAAAGAUUAUACUAUUAUCGUUAUAAUUAGUAGUAUUAGUAUUAGUCAGUUAGUAUUAGUAUCAUUAUCCUUCUUAAACACAGCUUCUACGAAUGCCUUUCUUUCCUUAAACAUCAAUUCACCGCCCGUGACCUUAGGUGUCUAAGACUAAGCGAAGGUUCUAUUUCGAUGAUUCUAAACGACAUGUGACACCAAUCUCUGCUGCUAACUACUUUUCUAUGUCGUUCGAGACAGUUCCUAAUGCACCAAUAGGCCACUUGCACAAUGGCGUCAUUUUACUACUACGACCAGAAUCCUUUACGUUUUUCCUUUCAUAUUUAAAUUUGUAAUCUCAGCGAGGAUUAAAUCACAAAAGAGCCAUUGUCUUUCUCUCGGGUGUCAAGUGGACACUGCAACAUCAAUAAUCAGCCACUUCUGUUCUAUCUCAUCCAAUACCACAACUUUAGGCUUGUCGGAGUUCAAUCUUGUUGACAGUCUGUAUUUUGAAGUCCCACAGCUUGUUGUUAGUGGAUUCAUACACUUGUUGUGGCUCUUGGUUGCAAUAGUUUUCAUCCCUGUCAUAGGCCAGCUUUCCACAUUAUUAUUAUUAUUAUUAUUAUUAUUAUUAUUAUUAUAAUCAUCAUUUGCGCUCUUAUAAUAUAGUUGAUCGCCAGCAUAUGGAGGCGUCAGAUGGACCAACAGGACAAGGUUCAGACAGCAGCCCAGUUACUCAUUACAAGAAUAUAGUCCACUUGUGGGAAUUCUUGCUGGAGCUUCUAGCUGAUGACAGCUGCCGUUCAAUCAUAACUUGGAGCAACGAAAAUCGUAUGGAAUUCAAAAUAAAAGUUCCUGAUGAGGUGGCCAAAAGAUGGGGGCAAUUCAAGAGGACGCGGACCAUGACGUAUGACAAACUAAGCAGGGCUCUGAGAUUUUACUAUAGUAAAGGAAUCAUUCAAAAGGUGAGUUCAAUAGAACCCUCCAUUGCGACCACACCCAAUGAUAUGCCAAGGUUUUUUAGAUUUCAAAUGUAUGUAGUAUUAUGAUAGUGGAAAUGUUCCUAGCAGUUGAACAAACAGCCUAAGCAGUUGAAAAAAAAAGUUCACCGGGAUAUUGAACCUGAACCUUUGCGAUGGUCGGACGCAACGCUCUAUCCAUUAAGCUAAUCAAGCCAACUGGAGAGCAGGCCAUUGUGAGUUCGUCAGGGGCACCGAACGUCAAUUUUCGUAAAAUAUCUGUUCGGAAGACGAUUUGAGAUCUAGAAUUUUCGGAACAUUUGUUGUAAAAUUUCUUGCUUUCCUGCCUCUCCUAGGAUUUUCGAACAUUUAAAAAAUGGUAUAACUGUCUAUUUUAAACAGAUUUUUACCCUGAAAAGGUCACCUAGAAUUUCCGGGAGCCUUUCUCCUCGCUGAAAUUUUCGAAAAGGUGAGCUUUCAUCCCUUCUAUUUUCGGAUCAGAUUUCAGCUAUAGGAAGUGAUUUUUAGGGGAUAAAAAUAAGCCUACAUCUAAAUCUAUCUAUAUUUGAAUACUAAAAUGUGUUUAACAAUGCUAUGUUUAAGUGGUUUUGAACUAUAUUCUCGUUGGGUGCCACUGGUUUGUAAUAUACCCGAUGGUGGAAAUGAAAUGGCUGGAAAUAUUUGCGACGAUCAUUUCCACUUUCAUGCCUUUAUCUGCAGUUCAAAAUAUAAGUCACCUAAUAUACUUCGAUUAAUGUGUGAAGUAAUGUUACUGGGAAAACUGAAUUAUUCUGGUACUGAGUUUGAAUAGGUGGUCGAUCGUUUUUCCAGCUUCAUUGCGAUACGAUAAUAACUUACAAUAGUCUCCGUCGCAACUAGCGCAGGAGCGUGUAAUUCACGCGCCACAACCCACUAAAAAACUUCAAUUUUACACCAGCCAUUUACAUGAGGAGCGGUUAAAGGUGAGUUGGUCACUCAGGAAAGUUCGUGUGCUGUAAUGUCAUGGAUUAGUGGACAACAAGACGCGCCCUCUUUACAUUAUAUAUGUAACAUUUCAACAGUCAACUCGGACGUCAGCACUCAAUGGCGCCAGUGGCAGCCUCUAUCUGUUCAUUUAUGAGCUUUCUGUAACCCACCCACAGCCCAUGAUAUGAAUGAUGCGUGAAAGGUAGACCACAUCACCGGGGAAACUUCCCCCAGUCUUUUCGAACAGCAGUGUGCGCUCUUUUACGUCCCCUUCGAUUUGACUAAUGAAAGAAGGAUGAAGGAGACAAGGCCAACGGCUUAACGUCAUCGCCCAUGCAAUGACGCAGUGGACAGUGCCAUCUUUCGCGUGAGUUAUAGGACCAUGGCAUCUAACUAUCUUUUUGCAUUUCCUAUCUUAGGUUCCAAAACAAAGGUUGGUUUACAGGUUUCAUAAACUGCCUUACAAAUACGAACCAGGCGUGACCCGUUGGCGACCUCAUGGACAGAGAAUCAAGGCUUGCAUCACACAGAACGAGUCUAGCGUGACGGCUACAGAGUACGGUGGCCAUGGAAUCAAUUCAUACAUUGGGCAGCGUGGAGCCGGGAUAAAUCUAUUUAUUGGGCAGCGACAAGCGUUGCAGAAAGAAAAGCCAAUUACCCCUCCCCUCAUGGGGCAUGACUGGUCUUCUGCUUUUACUCCCGUCAUCACCCCAUUCAGAAGAAGCCGGGCUGCCUCGUCGUUUCUGCCCACAUCUACGACUCUGCAUCCCGCAUUGCCUUGUCAUGACCCAAUGUUUAACACAACAUCUGGUUUUCAACUCAGAUCAAGGAUCAUAUUUCCUGAUGACAUCCAUCCUGGGUUUAGGCCGGUUAAACAAGUUAAACCUGUUGGCCAUGAUAUGCAAGUGAGAAGCACUACGGCAUCGUCAAUACCUGUCUCCGUUAUUCAGCGCAUUUAAGCCUUCAAUCCCCCAGAGGUAGUCAACAAAGGUUUAUACGAGGAGGCUCCGACUCCCGGGGGGUACUCGAUAUAUCCUUGGGUGGGGAGGUGCAGCCCGACCCCUUAUACCCUGAUCCUGUUUAAGACAAAAAUCGUUGAUUUUCCUACCCUGUUUAAGUCAGAAUUCCGAUUUUUGAUACCCUGUUUAAGACAUUCGUAGAACAUACGCGCAGGCUGUUUAUCGUCCAAGAAAAGAUACCCUGUUUAAGACAAAAACUGAUACAAUCGAUACCCUGAUUAAGACAAAAAUAAUAAAAUCGAUACCCUGUUUAAGACAAAAAUCCCGAAAAACAUACCCUGGCUGGCCGCACGUCCCCAUUAAGUCCUUAUAAGGGAGUAUCCCCCCUGGGCUCCGACCCGAGGUCCAACCUCUUACCCUUUUAUAUAGCAUUAUUGGCGAAGAAGGUACUCCUUUCAUACUGACUUUCUAUUGAAAAAUGUCACCCUUUUCACUCUUUUCGCUACCUAGUUCACAGGGUUCAGAGGAGUGUCGUGUGAUUAAAUGAAUUACUUAUUUCUCAAAUUGAAAAAUGUCUAUACUUGUCGCUUAGCACGAUUAAUUAACCCAAUGGAAUCUUUCUAAAUCUACUGUAGACGAUUUCUUCGCUUCUUAUCUGACCCAAAUAGACUUUGUUGUUCGCCUGUAAGCUGAUCUUGUGAGCCCUCAGUCUCUUCAGUGGUUUCCGGUAUACAGAAUGCGCAGCGAAAAUGUAACGCGAUCAAAAUAACCCAUUUUUUCUGAGGUUUUCGACGGGUUCUGAUGUUCUAACGACAAACACAUCUCCUCUGGACCCUGUGCCUAGUUGAGAACUCUGAAUCCGUUUUAACUGCUCUAAUUGCACUGCCUUGAACGUUUUCAUUCUUGACUUUUUUACACACAAAAAAUGCACCUGUUAACCCUCCUAGAAAUCUUGGACAGGAAUGCGCUCUCGAGACAGUAUUUUUGCGUUACAUUGCGUCACAAAAGGCCACAAUGUUUAUAGGCUUUUGUGGGAGAAAAGAUUUAAAAUAAAUCCUACCUCAUUAACUGAAUGAAAAAUCCAUAUUGUUCACUGCGAUUCUGCUAGCAAUCGAGGAAACCUAAAAGUAUUGCAAAGAAUUGAACCUCUCCGAGUCGUAAUCGAUGCGUUAUUCAUCUUUGAAGAUCCGAAGAAUUUUUCCAUGAGGACAGUAUGGCGGAAUGCUCAAACCAGUAAAUCCAGCUUUCGAUGAAUGCCUCCCGGCUCGUAGCCUGCGAACCGCAGACGUAUUUCCUGUCGUCGCUUCUCUCCCUCCGAAAAUUAAUUGAUUAAUAAUUUUCGGAGGGAGAGAAGCGACGACCGGAAAUACGUCUGCGGUUCGCAGGCUACCCGGCUCGCGCCGUAACGUAAACUGAAAUCUGUUCACUGCGAUUUUGAAUCUAUUGAAGCAAAGCUUUAGAAAACAGUACAGGACAUCUCUCUGCAAUCCGUUGCUGAUGCGUUUUCUUGUGGUCCAGAACAACCCAAAAUAGACCAAUCCAUUCUGGGCUAAACCUUAAGAUCUUCACUGUGCCAUAUCUUGGCUAAAAUUCAUCCAAAUUUCCCCCAAAACCACUGGUUGAAAAGCUUCACGGACAGUUUAUGGCCGCCAUUUUUGGGGGAGCAAUACUUUCAGUCAGCGGCUACAGUUAGACCACAGACAUCUCUGAAUUUCUCUACUCAAUGUGUCCUAAACCUAUGAGCCCGAAAACACGCAAAAAUCCAGCGGAGUUGUCCAUUGCGUGACCGACUAAAUGUAAAUCACACGAAAUUCGAUGUCCGAGAUUUCUAGCCAUGAAAGAACUCACGUGAUGUAACACUUUCCUAGUUUCUACCGACCGAAAUGACAGAUUUCCCUACCCUUUCAUAUACCUGAGGCCUGAAAAAAGGUACCCCUUUCGGGCGGAGCCUCCCCGUAUAGGCCAUCAUAGGGAGUACGCUGGGGCUUCAAACACUGGCCAAGCUCAUUAGCGAGUCUUCCUAUCAACUUUGAUGAUUUUGUUUCAGUCGUUAUACGUGUACGUCGCUUAACAUUACCUUCGCAUUAAUUUCGUCGACCUUAGCCAGGAACUUUAUGACUACGAUGAAAUUGUGGGAGUUUACUCCCUUCGCCUUAUGACUAAGCCUUCUGCUUGUAGUGAACAGUGAACAAUUAGAAAAAAGUAAAAAUAAUGAACAUUGUAAAUAGUUUGAACCCACCGAAGUCAUAUAAUAACGAGGUUGAAUAUAACCAUACAGGCUAAUGUAUGAUCAUGAAUAGCUAUUGCAAGUUUCCUUGCUUUUUGGUCUCUGGUCUAUAGAAAGUAAACUACUUUUCACUGAAAUGGAUGACAGGACUUGACGAACUACGGGUCAUUUCGCUGUUUAAAAGUAAUUAGAAUUACUUUUUCACGUUACCGUAGGGCGGUAUAAGAGCGCAAAGCUCGUGUUAAAAGCUUUGAAUAUAUUAUAAUCUCUUUGAGUUGCCCUGAUGAAGACUUUUAAUAAAGACAAAAGAUCGACAACAGUCGUUUUUGUCCUGUUUUUUGAGGUUUUAUAAUCUAUUUAAGAUACUACUACUACUCUGGAAGCAUUGCUCAAAUUCUUGUUAUCUUUUUUAAUCACAAAAAAUGGUAUAUAAAAGGGUAAGAGGUUGGACUCGGGGCGGAGCCUUCCCGUAUAGACAUUUGUUGAGUACCCCCGCCCCCACUGCGUGUCAAUACAAAACUCCUAAGCGUUUGUUUCUUGACUUUUGACGAGUUUUGCAGCACGAAAUUACCAUUUAUUUAUCAUGCAACCAUUUUUUGGCCCGAGAUCAGUGUUACAGGCAAAUUUAAGCUGCUUAUUGUAACAUUCAUGGGACCUUGGUGCCAAAGAAAGUGACACUGGACUAAUAAACACACGCGCAUAAUUAGCUUAGUUACCAAGGUGGAUAACAUCCUCCUCGAUCUGCAUAAUUUUUCACCUCCUACUCAGCCUCACUCAAUAACAUAUUGCUAAAAGCCACUACAAGGAGACGAUGUUUCAACUUGUAUCCAUACAAAAAGAACUGAUAUAUUCAGAUGAGAAGGAGCACUUCAUUUACGGAGAAGCAACACUCGGUAGAAAACGAGAAGCGGUAUUUUUGCAUAUGUCAAACAUCAAGAAGUGUUAACCAAGAUCUAUCGUCAAUGCAAAGAAGAAAGAAUCAAAAUUUUAAGAAACGAUAACUACAAUCAAUAAGCUAAAACAAAUAUUUAUACAAACUUGUACAAUACAUGGUUAAUUCAUGCAAAUAAUGUUACCUAUUUUGUUAUAUAACCUAUUACGUAAUGCUAAAGAUCCUUCAAAUCGCCUAUAAAAAACAUAUGACAAGAUUAAGGUUAUCCACUGAUAAAACCUAUUUUGGCAACGAGAAUUCAUUGUCUUUCUCAGCAUUAGAACAUCGAUAGAAUAAAUUUUACAAUGUUUUUUUUCUUUAUGUGGUCUUUCUUGUAAAAGAUUUUUUCUUAUUUGCCCAGUUGGGGGUCUAACAUUUUUGAACCAGUGUAUUGCAUGAAACAGACUUUAAAAACUAUAUGUAUAUUGUUUGUAAACCAUAGUUAACGACUUUACUUCACAAUAAAAGUUUUCAAUUUUCAGUAAGGUCAACAAUUUUGGAGUUGAGGAU
This is a messenger RNA of Porites lobata, 13692 nucleotides long. NCBI's taxonomy places the organism in Eukaryota, Metazoa, Cnidaria, Anthozoa, Scleractinia, Poritidae. The record is from the annotation of a GenBank genome assembly.